AUGGCUGCGGCCGACCCCUGGGACCCGGCGUCCGCGCCAAACCCUGCGGGGCUACUGCUGGGCCAUCUCGCGGCCACGGGCACAGUCACUCAGGAGAUACUAGAUAUAUCUAAGAAAUCAACUCCUUGCUUCGUGAACUUCUCCAGGCUACAGCAGAUCACAAAUAUUCAAGCUGAAAUCAAUCAGAAAAAUCUGGAAAUUGAACUUCUAAAACUAGAAAAAGAUACAGCAGACAUUGUUCAUCCUUCUUUUUUGGCUCAAAAGUGUCAAACUCUGCAAAGCAUGAAUAAUCAUUUGGAAGCAGUGCUGAAAGAGAAGAGGUCCCUCCGGCAAAGACUGUUGAAACCCAUGUGCCAGGAAAACCUGCCUAUUGAAGCAGCUUACCACAGAUACAUGGUACAAUUGCUGGAGUUGGCUGUGACUUUUAUUGAGAAAUUAGAAACCCAUCUUGAAACAAUUAGAAAUAUUCCUCAUUUAAACACAAAUCUAAAGAAAAUGAGCAAGGCUUUAGCCAAGAUGGAUAUUUUGGUGACUGAGACAGAAGAACUGGCAGAGAAUAUACUCAAAUGGCGAGAACAACAAAAGGAAAUUUCUUCUUGUAUCCCAAAAAUAUUAGCUGAAGAAAAUUAUCUUCAGAAAUAUAUUAUAACAACAUAA
Messenger RNA from Pipistrellus nathusii (Nathusius's pipistrelle), 657 nucleotides. The record is from the annotation of a GenBank genome assembly. NCBI's taxonomy places the organism in Eukaryota, Metazoa, Chordata, Mammalia, Chiroptera, Vespertilionidae.